This is a messenger RNA of Dentiscutata heterogama, 195 nucleotides long. Lineage: Eukaryota; Fungi; Glomeromycota; Glomeromycetes; Diversisporales; Gigasporaceae. The record is from the annotation of a GenBank genome assembly.
AUGGAAAGAAGAUGGCAACGACAAGUUGUUAAGACAUUAUUGAGCAGAGGGUUGCUCCUAUCAGAUACCGUAAAGCAAAACAGCUUUUCUCUUAAAUAUAAUGCACUUUCCAAUUUAGAUUUUGAAAAUGUUUGGAAUAAAUUUUACAAUUCUGGCAUUGAUCUAGAAAAACUACUACAACCACAGACCACUCAA